Molecule: messenger RNA, 3061 nt
Organism: Cynoglossus semilaevis (tongue sole)
Lineage: Eukaryota; Metazoa; Chordata; Actinopteri; Pleuronectiformes; Cynoglossidae
Product: leucine-rich repeat neuronal protein 2-like
Exons: 1
Coding region: 25-2391 (788 amino acids)
Molecular function (GO): protein binding
Source: RefSeq, a predicted model, not a curated record
CAGCUCCUGUCACCUGGGAGGAUUAUGAAGCCGUCUUCAGUGUUUUUAAGGUCUCACUGCUUUCUGUGUGUGUUUGUUGGAGUUUGUGUGCCCAGCGUCACGGGCUCACUACCUCAUGCCCUCCCAUGGCAUGUCUCCUGCCCAGUGCGGUGUGUGUGCCAGAUCAAGCCAUGGUUCUCCCCUGACUCAGUGUAUCACGAAGCUCCUACUGUGGAGUGCAACAACCUACUGUUGACCAGGCUUCCCGUACCCUUACCCUCUAACACACACACCCUGCGUCUGCAGAGUAACCUCCUGUCCAAGAUCGACAGCAAGGUGCUGCACAGACUUCCCAACCUGACUGACCUUGACCUUUCUCAGAACCACUUCAGCCAUGUCAAGUCGGUAACUGAGAGCUCUUUGUUGCCCUCCCUGCUGUCUCUUCACCUGGAGGAGAACCAUCUCAGUCACCUUCCCGACUCCUCUUUCUCCUCUCUGCUAGCUUUGCAGGAGCUCUUUCUCAGCCAUAACAAUUUACACUCAAUUGCUCCCGGAGCUUUCACUGGUCUGGACUCUCUUCUCCGCCUUCACAUCAACAACAACAGGCUCACCACCAUUGACUCACAGUGGUUCAGAGCUUUGCCCCGUUUAGAGGUUCUCAUGCUUGGUGGAAAUCCAAUUGAGGCUCUACCUGAGAACAGCUUCUCAGCUCUGAAGUCCCUGCGUAGUCUUGUUCUUGGGGGUAUGGGUCUGAGGGGAUUGGCUGAAAGAGCACUGGAAGGAUUGGAUGGUCUGGAGAGCCUCUCCUUUUAUAACAACCAAUUAACAAAGGUCCCCACAAAGGCCCUCAGAAGAGUGUCAGGACUGAAGUUCCUUGACCUCAAUAAAAAUCAUAUCAAAAUGAUUGAAACGGGAGACUUCAGGGACAUGACUCACCUGAAGGAGCUUGGUCUAAACAACAUGGAGCAGCUGGUGUCUGUUGAGAAAGGUGCCCUGGAGAAUCUACCAGAGCUCACCAAGCUGGAGAUCACCAAUAAUCCACGUUUGUCCUACAUUCAUCCUCAGGCUUUCCUUCAGCUCAACAGGUUAGAGAGCCUUAUGCUUAACUCCAACUCUCUGAGUUCUCUGCACCAACAUAUCAUGGUGUCUCUCCCCAGUCUUCAGGAAAUCAGCUUACACUCCAACCCACUCCAGUGUGACUGCCUGUUUCAUUGGGCGGCUAAGGCGGCCUCUCACUCUCACAAAGACAAAGACAAGCAAACCGACAAACAACUUUCACGUACGGUUCGAUUUAUCCAACCACAGGCCACUUUGUGCUCUGAACCACCAGAGCUCCGAUCUCGGAAGAUAAGGGACGUGUCGGCGAGGGAAAUGUCGGCUACUUGCCUUCCCAUGAUUCCCACUGGCUCCCUCCCAUCUUUUGUAGGAAUAAGAGCCGGAGGUAAUCUGGUUUUACACUGUCGAGGUCUCGCUGAACCACAGCCCAGCAUGUACUGGGUAACUCCCUCUGGGCUCCAACUUGGUCCUGCUCCCAGCCAUGGAAGCAAAGGUUUGGUAGGUCCUUUAUCCUGUCACAGUCUGACAGACACAGCGGGAUUCAACCACACAACCUUCUCUAGACAGACGCAGGAAGAUCCUCGCUGCAUCCCCUUCAACCACUACCGUUUACUACCUGAAGGGACUCUAGAGAUCAGCCAGAUUGCUCCCAGUGAGGCAGGACUGUAUACCUGUAUUGCUGAAAAUGCACUUGGAGCAGACACACACAGUGUCACGGUGGUUGUCCACAGCAGAGAGAAGAAAAGAAAAGCCAUGUUGUAUUCUAACCUGAAGGGAACACCUUUAUACAGCAUGGAUCCCAGGUUCGAGGUGAGGGAAGUUGGACAAUACUAUGCGAUCCUGUCCUGGCAGAGUGCACGGAACCUCCCAUCAACACGCCUCUCCUGGCAAGCCAUCUACUCAAAUGCCCACACUCCUGUGUAUACCACACGUGUCCUGGCUGGUACACAGAGUUUCAACCUUACCCACCUGCAAGCGGAAACGUUUUACAGAGUGUGUCUACAUCUAGGGAAUACAGAGGACGCCAAGCGUUACAGCAGGCGAUCAAAGGAGAACAGGAAGUCUCAGUGUGUCUCAUUUAAGACAAAGGUUGUCCCACAGCCUCAGCCUAACCUGCAGCUCAGUCCAGAGUUGGCUACCACUGCAGUUACACUUCUUCUGUUCUGUAUUAUACUGUUGCUGUUGUCCACCCAGGGUCGUGACAGUCCAAUCAACCCUGGGGAUGGAAAGUUCCACCGUACCGUCUUUCAGAAGAUAAAACGCCCCGAAGCUGUGAUCAUGAAUCUCGGCACUAAAGACAGCAGUGGACUCCAGCCAAAGCAAGAUGAAAAACUACUGUCAGGCGAGUACUGCUAAAAGAAAAAAAACUUGACUGAAAUUUACAUUAAUCUUGACCUUGAAUACCUGAUGCUAAGGAGCAGGAAAAAAAACACUUUGUAAAGAAUUAAAAAAAAACAAUGAAUCUGGUUUAAAACAUGGUGUAGAUAGAGAUUUGUAUUUAUUUUAUAUACAGUAUAUAGUAUAUAUUGUCAUUGUUCCUGUGUAAAGAUAAAUUGUACAGAAUAGCUAAACCCCAACCAGGGAAUGAAAGUGGACAAUCAUAUUUCCUGCUGCACAGAGACUGAGCCACUGAGACUGAGAAGUCUUCAUUACAUCUGAGGACAGAUAUUUACAGAGAUCAGCUCAGACCUCAUGGCUGUUUCUAAUGUUUGCUGUUCAUAUGUUCCUCAUAAUGGACCGCAAUGCCUUCUAGCUGAUGCUACUUAGCUUUGAGACAGACACUGAAUGAAAACGCGUGUUUGGACUGUGUAAGUCAUUGUGAUUGGUGUCAACAGUCUGUUUGCUUAGCUCCCAUUACACUGAACUGGGCUUUCUCUCCUACUUCACACAUCUAUACAGUACAUUUAUUUAGAAUCAUCUCCUAACAUUACACAUCUUAUUUCAGCAUUAAGGCACUGGUCAGUAAGUUAUUGUGUUAAAUUAUAUUUUGAAAAUAUUAAACGAUUAAUAAACAUUUUAAUAUGUA